This is a messenger RNA of Cheilinus undulatus (humphead wrasse), 7665 nucleotides long. Its product is annotated as FH2 domain-containing protein 1-like. The coding region runs from base 1541 to 5359 and encodes 1272 amino acids. The transcript is spliced from 15 exons. NCBI's taxonomy places the organism in Eukaryota, Metazoa, Chordata, Actinopteri, Labriformes, Labridae. The record is from RefSeq and is a predicted model, not a curated record.
UUUAACAAUUUCAAAAUCAGACCCAGUUAUAGCUUGACACACUUUUCUUCUCUACAAUAUGGGAACUGUUAGCCAGGAUGAUAGCACUGAUCCAACACACAUGCAUGCAAAAUUCUAUGGGCAGGCCUGAAUAGUGGAAGGGAAUCACAAGUUUACUCAUGGCAGAGGAUGAUACGAUACAACACAAUACAUGGCUGACACAGUACUAUACAAAAUAAGCUUAAUAACGAUGACAAUAAGAGUAUAGUACAUAUUUUAUAGUGUAGUAUGAUCUGAUAACACAUAGUUAUGUUGAGGGCCAAUUUGGCAUCCCAAGGUUUUUAAAUUUACAAGUUUUCAUUAAAAAACAGACAUCAGCUGCUUUAAGAGUUUGUGUCCAUUUCUAGCAGCAGCACCACUGCAUGUGUUUAAAGGUAACAAUAUAGAAUACAAUGAUAAUGUCAUUGCCCCCUUGUUUAUCAUGAAUUAACUGAGAUUAACCACUUUUUUUGGAAAGUUUAGUUCAGUUUCAUUAUCUACACCCAGACCUGAUUACUGCCAGACCUGCUGAAUCCAGAAAUCCCUUAAAUAGAAUCUGUCUGACCAAGUGAAGUAGGCUAAAGAUCUCCAACACAUCAUGGAGCCAUCUAAAGAAAUUCGAGAACAGAUGAGAAACAAAGUCAUUGACAUCUGAAAAGGGUUAAAAAGCCAUUUCUAAGGUGACACUGAGAGCCAUUAUCCACAAAUGGAGAAAACCUGGAACAGUGGAGAACCUUCCCAGGGGUGGUGGGCCUGAGCACAUCGACGACUCAUCCAGAUGGUCCCAAAGAUCCCAGAACAACAUCUAAAGACCUGCAAGAUUCAAUGACUCAGUUGUCAGAGUUCAACCAUAAGAAAGAGACUGGACAACAAUGGCAUCAUGGGAGAGUUCCAAGGCCAGAACCACUGCUGACAAAAAAGGACUCAAAGGCCUGACUCACAUUUGACUAAAAACAUCCUGAUGAUCACUAAAACUUUUGGGAGAAUAUUCUGGGCUGACCAGAAGUUGAACUUCCUGUUACAGCUGGAGUAAAAACUAACACAGCAUUUGAUAAAAAGAUCAUCAUGCCAACAGUCAAACAUGGUGGUGAUAGUGUGACGGUCUGGGGCUGCUUUGCUGCUUUAGGACCUGGACCUGGAACCAUAAAUUCUGCUGUCUACUUGAACCUGAUUGAGAUGCUGUGGCAUGACCUUAAACAGGCCCCCCUGGCUCUAGCUCUGGAUUUUCUGCUUCUCUAUCUCUUAAGUGAUUCUUAAGGCAAUAUCUUUUACUCAGGAUGCAAAUUCUUGAAUUCGCUCGUUUAGUCAGAGUCCAGACAGAGAGCUGACGAGCUCUUUAGCAGCAGGCGUGCUCACUGCCAGGUGAGACUCAGGAUGUUUGAGGACAAGGUGUGAAUCAGCUCUGGAUGCUCCUGAAGUGAUGACUGACCUCCCUCGCCAUCACCACACCUGCCAUCAUGGUUACCCAUCAGCUCGGUGACCAAACUAUCUGCCAUCAUCCCCCAUCCAAUCAACUGCAGGAAUGCAUGUGAUGGGCAGCGUCUCCCCUGCCAAUGAGAGGGAGGGUUUCUCCCUGCAGGAGGAAGGCGCCGCCGUGGCCGUUCCAACAUCUCCUCUUGCUGCACCUCAUCCUACAUCGUCUUCAUUUUCUGGUAUCAACCGGACCAGACCGACGCCCCCUGCUCCCCCUCCUCCUCCACCUCCACCCCCACCACCUCCUCUUCUUCCUCCUCCACCUCCCUUGCUGCCCCUGCUCCCUGGGCUGGGAAACCCUGCAGAAGGCCUGAGGAAGAAGAAAAGAGUGAGGAGUUUCUUUUGGAAGACAAUCCCAGAGGAUCAGGUGAAGGGGCGGGCUAACCUGUGGACUCAGGGUCAGGUGCAGCAGCAGUUCCAGAUCGACGUCCAGACCAUCGAGGAGCUCUUUGGUCAGAACGACUGUCAGUCAAAUGCCAAGGCCACGCCCACCAGGGGAGGGAAGACCAGGAGCUCCUUCAGGGAAGCCAAAGAGGAGGUCACUAUUCUGGACCCUAAGCGAGUCAUGAACAUUGGGAUUUUCCUCAAACAGUUCAAGAGGUCCAAUCAGAUGAUAGUCGAUGAUAUUCAACAUGGUAACAGUGAGGUGUUUGGGGCAGAGCCUCUGAGAGAGCUGCUGAAACUGCUGCCAGAAACAGACGAGGUUGAGAAGCUGAAAAGGUACCGGGGCGACAUUUCUAAGCUCUCAUUGGCUGAUUCGUUUGUGUACCUGCUGAUUCAGCUGCCCAGUUACUCGGUGCGUAUCGAGUCCAUGUUGUUGAAAGAGGAGUUUCCUGGAGCAUGUGAAGCCAUGAAACGAGACCUGAAGAUCCUUCGCUCUGCUACCAAAGAGUUAAUGUAUUGUGAGGAGCUCCAUGCUGUUCUCCACCUGGUGCUGCAGGCCGGAAACAUCCUCAACGCUGGAGGUUAUGCAGGAAACGCAGUGGGCUUCAAGCUGUCCUCUCUGCUGUCUCUGGCUGACACAAAAGCCAACAAACCUGGCAUGAACCUGCUCCACUUUGUCGCUCUGGAAGCCCAAAAGAAAGACAACAGGCUGUUGGAGUUUCCUCUGAAGUUGAGUCAUGUUCAGCCUGCAGCAAGGAUCUCUUUGGAAACGCUCGACACUGACCUCCAAUGGCUGACAUCUCGCACACAUGCCGUAGAGGAAAACGUCCAGAGAGACACAGAGCUGCUGCAGCAGCUGGACGACUUCCUCCAGUCAGCCACCUCGUCUUUGUGCUCGCUGCGCUACAGUCGGCAGCAGCUGAAGAAGGAAGGCAGUGAACUGAUCGACUUCUUCUGUGAAGACAGAGAAACGUUCAGACUGGACGACUGCUUCAGCAUCUUCCACACCUUCUGCUCCAGGUUCACUGAUGCUGUCAAGGAGAACAUGGAGAGGGAGGCUAAGGAGGCGGCACGUCGGCGGCGGAUCCAGGAGCUUGAAGAGCAGAAAAGGCACUCCUGGGCUGGGGGUGAGGAGGUUGGCGGAGCCUUUGGAUUAAGGUGCAGUAGCGAGACAGAUAUGUCGGUUGCCAUGUCGAGACACAGCGAGGCCGGACUGCUGGUGGAGCUCCUGACCCGCCCACGUUCACCCAACACUCUGGGACAUUCUGGGAGCCUACGGCGCUCAAGAAACUCUCCAUCCACCUCGCCGUCUAUAGCAGCAGAACGUGAACUGAGCACGCUCCUGAUGAUGGGGACUACUGACAACAAAGUGACCCAACAGAGGGCUUUUCAAUCAGCCUCGCCUGACGUUACAAGUCCAGGACUUUCGCCUAAGCUUCGCCCACACAGUCCAAGACUAAGGACAAGCAGCUUCCCCCAGAACCAGCAGCCUCAAGUGCAAACUUCCUCCUCACCUCCCAAGAUAAUUUUGAGUGCAAACCAUGCAACCGCCUCUUACCUCAGCAACAAUGCUACCCCGCCUCGAUUAAACACCAUCAACCCCAUAACUAACAAUACAGUUACACCUACCUCUGAUGCUAACCAGCAGUCCUACAGCAAAGACGGACUCUGCUCCAGUUUGAGCGGCCAGGGAUCUCCCCCAGAUCAUCGAACUCGAUCUGGUUUGAGAGGGGAUUUAGGAAGAAAUAGGAAAGAUGAUCAGGACAUUACUGGACCACUCACCAGUGGUGACAAGAAGUUUCAAUCCAGCAUGUCUGUGGUUGUUGAGAAAUGCAUGCUGGUGCCUGAGCUUAAAGUGUUUGAAAAGGUGACCAGCAAGAAUGAUAAGCCUUCCACCAGUCACCUACAGGAGGAUUUGGUAGUCACUGAUCUAGAGGUAGAAGACAAAUCCAAAGUUGAAAAAGCACAGAAUGACCUUAAGAUUGCAGAAGAAUCUGAUAUGCAAAGAGAGGAAGAGGAUCGCGAAGAAGACAAGGUGAUGGUGUGGUGUGUGACCAGUGUGUGUGAGGCUGCCAGCGAGCUCUCAAACACUGACAAACACACAGAAACUGAGAGGGAUCAGCAUAGGAGUGACAAUCAGGGAGGAGGUCAGCAAGCUUCCUCUUCUCCUGCCAAUGGCAUGCCUUUAAAACCUCAACUGGCCAAUGAGAAGCAAGUGCCUGAACCCAUCAGUAGCCAACCGGUGCCUGUUUCACGCUGUGACAACCCAUCACUUCAAGACACCUCCCCAAGAUGGCGCCCAGCAGAGUCUCCAUCAGCCAGUGAACUGCCUGCUCUCACCAUAGAUGCCUGCGAGAAAGUUGAAGAACCAGCCAAUCAAGCUUCCCCCGAUGAUGAGAGAGAAUCCGAGACAGUCCAAGACGCAUCACUGGAGGACGAAAGCAGAUCUGAGAGUGGUUCUUGUCAUGCAACCAAUGAAGAAACAGAGGUAGAGCUUUCUGCUAAAGACAAGGCACAACAAUCUUCCAAACAAUCCACCAAGAACCCCUCUACCUCUAAGUCUCAGUCAGGUGGGAGUAAACCUGCAGCCAACUCUCUCACUAAUAAGUACAAACCAGUCCGCACCCUCACCAAUUCAGAGAACCAGGGCAUGAGGCGGGUAGUUCCUAUCUCAAGAACCAGCCGAAGUACUCCAUCUCAGGGCAAACGUCCCGAGAAGCCUGGAACUCAGCAAGGUUCGGCAAGCGCUGCAGCACCUGCUGGUCUGAAGGUCUCCAAUGUCAACAGUGCAUCUGUCAAACGAGGAGAGAGGCCGCUGACUGCUCCUUCAUCCCGACGCUCCAGCAUCCCCAAGGAUCCCAAGGAACAGAAGGUCCCAGGUAUUCAGGCAUCCUCUAGAGAGCAGAGCCAGGACUUGCAGAGGAAGCCAUCCAUCCGGAAGCCUGUAGCAAAACCCAAACCCCAACCUGAGGAGAAGAUUUGCCGCUCCACACUAAGGGCACUUGCUCAAGGAGGAGGGGGCAGCGUUAGUGCCCCGGCUACUCCUAUGCACAAAGCAGGUACCUCUUCAUCCGCACUUCCAAGUUUUGCUCGAAGCACCGCCUCUUCUUCUUUCAGAAGGACUCAUAGCACCUUUACGCCUCCUGCCCCUCCUCAUUCAUCCCACUCUGGUUCUGAUGCCUCCCCAAAACCUUCCCCCAAGACCACCUCCUUCUCCACCGUGACCCUACCUGGCACCUCCUCCCCUUUUACCCGAACAGGCUCUUUGAGAGUCUCGACAACCCCCAAACCCUCAGAUCCACCCAACAGUUCCACCUCAUCCCCGCUGACAAGGUCACAGAGCAUCAGGAUGACUCAUCGCUCCUCCCCCCACGACUCCCUUAUUCCCCCUAGAGGCCACAGACGGAAUGACAGUGGCACAUUCUCUGACAAGUCAAGUCAUUCUAGGGACUCUAGCAAAUCCACCAGGCCAAACUGGAGAUAGCAGGACAUAUCUGAGACCGAGAGGUCUCCCAUUCCUCGUUUUUACAUGAAGAGGGGACAUUGGAGGAAACGUUUCAAAAUGUAACACAGACUCCUGCUGAUGAAGGAAGGAAAGGAAGCUUUCCUGAGCAAAAAACAGCUUUUAUUGUUGAGAGCGUGGAAAGGGUAAAUGAAGCACAGACACUGUUGAGUUAAGGAGAGUUAAGUCUAACAUUAAGAUAAUUUUUUCCCCCAAGUGUAAACUCUGCUGCUGGUAGAAGCAUGUUCUCUAUUUGACGACACUACAUCAAAAAGGAAAUCCAUUUGUUUUGGAGGGUCUGAAUGCCAAUAAGUACACAACAAUUUGGAACAGCUCCAGUAGAUUGCCAAGGACCAAAGCUAUGCCAUGGGCUGUAGUAGUCACAACCUUAUCCUGUGACAACCUAAAGGGAAGGAUCCCACAGAGACAGUUGUUUAAGAGUUAGGCUGGCUGCAAACCAGACAACCCAGUAGACCCAGUAGUACUAAGAAUGCACUGGUGUAAUAAUACAGGAGUUAAAAAGCACAUGCCUUUAUUUGAAUGUGCUCUAAAUAUUAUUACGACUGCAACUGAAUAGCGACAGUGAAGUCUUUUGCACACCAAGUUCAAUUUUUUUAGCCCAAACUGUUAAACAGUUGUCAGUUGGGUUUUUACUCUGAUAAGAAAAGUUGUGUCCAUCAUUAUUUUGUUUUUGAGCCAGUUUGAGCUGCUUAUUUUUGUGUCUGUCCAAGUUAUUUUAGAGAAUUGUUGACUGUUCAGAGCAGUGACUGCAGCUCCCUCUCGUCUCUCCCAUGCACCAUACCAUCCCUCUAAGCAGUGUUGUGCCCAUUCUGUGGAUUUCAACUUCGGAUGAGAAUAGAUAGAUGACAAAAGCCGUAAAACCACAGAAAUAAAGUCUGAACUAAAACGAUGCGCUCUGUCCUUUUGACACAGCACCAUGACAGACACACUUGUGCAAAUAACUGAUAACUAUGAUUGGUUAGUCAGAUUAUUUUUUCUUUCUUCAUUGUCACUACUUUGUGGCUCUAUUAUGUCUGGAACUGCAGUUUUCACAAUGAACACAAAAUAAACAUCUUAAAUGCAGUGUGUAGUUUCUGUGCAUCUGAAUAAAUAUGAACUUAGUGUGCAAAGACCUCAGUGCAUUGAAUUAGUCUUCCUUUUUGAUAAUGAGGACUUCUGCCCCACCAAACCAACUGUCCCUGUCUUAACCUCCUGAAACCUGAGCUUUUGUUCAAAUGCAUUAGUAGCUUCUCCCACUUGUAUGGGAAAAGUACGACCUGAUAACAAAUAAUUCACUAAAAUGUAAUUAAUAUGAACAUGAAAAUGAAAGUUGUGGUCAUUGUUUGUUUGUUGAAGGCUUUUUACAACUGCCAGUGGAUUCAAGUCGGCUUAAGCUCAAGUCACAUCAAAAAAUUAAGUCAUUGGGAUUUUCUGUUCGCCAUGAAACAGGAGGUUUUAUUUUUCCAGUCUUAAAACACUCCUAGAGUCAUGAAUAUUUGCAUGAAACUUUUAAAUGAGAAAAGCAGCGGGCUGAUAUCAAUUUAGGACAAUAUAAAAGGUUCAUCUUAAAGAAAUUGCCUAAAUUUAUAUGAAAAUUCUUACACAUAUUUUCAGUAUCCCAAAAAAAGUAACCCCAAAAUUUCUACAAAAUGUCCCCAAAUUUUUCAGUGAAACUCAGUAAAACUUUUAUUCUUCUUUAGAAAUAAUCAAACCUGACAAACAAUGAAACCAGCAUUCAGAUAUUACAUGGUGAUGGUCCAAGCACAAAUAAAGACUGUGCUUGGACCAUCACCAUGUAGUUGUAGUAUUAGCUACUUUCAGAUAUGAAAAAAAGAUGAAAACUAUCCACAUUAAAACCUUUAUAAUGAAAUGUGCCAUUUCUGAAUUAUGUCAUGCAAUUUGAGUGACUGGUUGUUUCCUGUUUUUUUGAUUGAAAUCACUAAAUUUAAAGUCUUAAUUCCUUUUUGAUUCUGCACCUUUAACUUCACUAACCAACAUGAAGAAUCUUUGUACAUGAGGACUGAUUUAAGUAGACAUUUUUAUCAUGAUUGUUGUAUUUUGAAAGAUUAGAUUGAUAAAUAAAUCAGAGAAACAUUAAUCAAUGAGAAAAUAACUUUGACAAAGAGAUGUUUAAGGAGUCUCUGAUUGAAACAUGGUUGUUUGACUCGCUGGGAAAAGUCUGCAGUGCCAAGUUUGUUCAUAUGAGGAUAUUUGAUAUUUCUGUAUCUAUAUUUAUGUACAUGUAUGCAUUAAUACUUGAUAAAUAUUAUCUAUAUACUAAUAAAUAA